GACGCUCGGCGGGAUGGCACUGGCGCGGGCCUGGAAGCAGAUGUCCUGGUUCUACUACCAGUACCUGCUGGUCACGGCGCUCUACAUACUGGAGCCCUGGGAGCACAGGGUGUUCAAUUCCAUGCUGGUCUUCUUCAUGGGGAUGGCCCUGUACACAGGAUAUGUCUUCAUGCUGCAGCACAUCAUGGCGAUCCUGCACUACUUUGAAAUUGUACAGUGACCAAGAUGUGACCUGAGCCCAGAGCUGUUCCCUAAGAAAGAAUCAUCUUCUGAAGUUGGAAUCAUGCUUCAUCAGCGCUCGUAAGAAAACUACUAGAUGUCAACACAACCAACCUUUUGAAUAUAAAGACUAAAAUUCAUGAAUGGAACAGGAAGUGAAUCCUGACUCAUGUGUUCUUUAUUUUUUAUUUUAAAAGAGGCUCUUCUAUAGUAGUUUUUGUCUAUUUCAAUAUUGUAGUCAUUGUACUUUGAUAUCAGUAUUUUCUUAACCUUUGUGACUGUUUCAAUAUUACCCCCUGAAAGAUUUUUCUUAAUGUAACUUUGAGUACAUUUUAAUUGCCUUCUAUUUGUAAAACCCAAAGCCAUUAGUUGGGCUUUACUGUUCUUUCUACUAAAUGGCAUAUUCAUCUGCCUGGGUAUAUUUCUACUCUUAACCAAAGUUUUGUAAGAAACAAUACAAGAUUUGGGGUGGGAGA
Molecule: messenger RNA, 695 nt
Organism: Sorex araneus (European shrew)
Lineage: Eukaryota; Metazoa; Chordata; Mammalia; Eulipotyphla; Soricidae
Product: serine palmitoyltransferase small subunit A-like
Exons: 1
Coding region: 14-220 (68 amino acids)
Biological process (GO): ceramide biosynthetic process
Cellular component (GO): serine palmitoyltransferase complex
Molecular function (GO): serine C-palmitoyltransferase activity
Source: RefSeq, a predicted model, not a curated record